Glycine soja is the source of this 2062-nucleotide messenger RNA. Its product is annotated as protein FAF-like, chloroplastic. Bases 163 to 1740 code for a protein of 525 amino acids. The transcript has 2 exons. The record is from RefSeq and is a predicted model, not a curated record. NCBI's taxonomy places the organism in Eukaryota, Viridiplantae, Streptophyta, Magnoliopsida, Fabales, Fabaceae.
CCUCCAUUCAUUCCCUUCAUCAAACACAAACCAAACCAUUCCAAUUCUCAACACUCAAACUAACUGCAACUUGCAUUCCCUAGAGAACACACCUCUGUUGCCUUCCUUCACUUCAGUUAGCUGAGUGUGUUGGUAAGCACUUUCCUUCUCCUUUGGGUAGUUAUGUCAUCAGCACCUAUGACCGACAACAACAAGGUUCAAAACAAAGGCCUUUUAUCUUCUUCUUCUUCUUCUUCUUCUGUGAGGAUAGAGGAAGAGAUCAUGAAGCAGGGCAUCAUAACCAUUUUGAACUCAAACACAAACACAAACACACCUUCUUCUUCUUCUUCUUCUUCUCUGCGAAGAACUCUCUCCGCAGACAUGUCCUCAAAGAACUACUUGCAUGCAAAAACCAUUGCUGACUCAGAAAAAGAAGAAGAAGAUAAUGAAGAUGAAGCUGAGAGAGAGAGGCUGGAGAUUUGGAGCUCCAUCCAACGGAACAAGAAGGAGGAGCAAGAGAAAUCAGGAGCCUUUGAUAUGUGGAGCUCAAUCGUAUCUCUCAAGGGCAAAGAUGAAAUCUCCAAAUCAAUGCCUAUUACACCUUAUGUUCACCCUCUUGUCAAAAGGUCCAAGAGUUGUUUGAGUGGCAAGAGCCUCGAAAUCUGCACUGAGAGUCUCGGCUCCGAGACUGGCUCUGAUGCCCUGUUGUUAUCUUCUCACUCUUCUUCUUCUGAGACAGGGGAUGCAACAGAGCAAGAACAAGACAAAGAACAAGUUAACGAAGAAGAAGAAGAAGAGUUAUGCAAUUAUGCUUCAGUGGUGGCUACAAAGAAGGCUUCGGCUUCGGCUUCGGCUUCGGCUUCACCACCACGCGCUUUCCCUCCACCACUUCCUUCACUCUCUCAUCACCAAGCAAGUUCUUCAGUAACUCACAUGCGUUCCCACCGCGACAAUGGAAGGUUGGUUCUCCAAGCUGUUUCUGUUCCUUCUCACAACAAUUUCAGCAUUCAGCGCCAAGAUGGUCGCCUUGUCCUCACUUUCUCCAAUCACCAAGAGGAGGAGGAGGAGGAGGAAGAAGAAGAAGAAGAGAAUGGUGAUCAUGUGGAGGAGUUGGGAGAAGAGUGCUUUGGAGGGUUUGAGUUUGGAGAAGAGGAGGAUUAUUAUGACGAGGGUGAAGAUGAAGAGGAAGAGGAAUACUUUCUUGGCACGAAGCCACAGGUAUCCUCUAUUGAACCCAAUUCUGUUCUGAUGGGGUACGAGAGUGUGAUAGAGAAAGCGCCGCUAUUGCCUAGUGGGGUGACAAGUAGUGUUCAUGAGUUGGCUUUGAUGAUGAAUAUUAAGAAUAAGCCAAUUGGGGUAGUGAAUAGGAAUCCAAAGUGGUCGGAGAAGUUCAAUGAGAUGACCAAUUUUGAUGAUGUUAAUGUGGCAGCACAAUCACUGCCUCCAAGGCCAAGGGUGGCAAGGUUGAUUCCAUCAGCACCAGCUGCUUCUUUCAAUUUCAAUGCUUAUGAAUACUAUUGGAGGACCAAGUCUGCAUCAUCAAAAGGUACUAGUGUUAACCUUAACCAACUUGACCAAGAGAAACUGAAGAGCAAGGUUGUUGUGUCCGGGGACAUGAACAAGGUGGUCUCAAGGGAGCAACAGCAGUUGCUGGUUCUUAGAGGGAAGAAUGGUGAUUACUUGGUUCACAAUUUGAAGAGUUGCAAGGAUUCUAGAAGGUCGUUUCUGUUCUGGGAACCCUAUUGCAUUGCCACCUCCUGAAUCAGUCACAAACAAUAACAACAACAACAACAACUAAUCCAAAAUCCAUUGCUCAAAACACUAUUUAUUACUCCAUCAUCAUUUUAUCUCUACCUGGUUCAACUCUUUCAGGGAUCUGUUUAGUGUAGUCAAAUAAAGGAAAAAGGGACUGGGAGAAAAGGAUAGGGAGAGAAGAAAAUACUUUAACUUGUAUUUGUAAGAUCAGAAAAAUGACUUGAACAGUAUUGUAUACUAUUACUACUACUAUUUAUCUGUUGUAUUUGCUAUUGGCUAAUAAUCUAAUCUAAUACAUAUAUACACAAACGUAAUUUUAGCUUUUCAA